Clunio marinus is the source of this 213-nucleotide messenger RNA. The record is from the annotation of a GenBank genome assembly. NCBI's taxonomy places the organism in Eukaryota, Metazoa, Arthropoda, Insecta, Diptera, Chironomidae.
AUGACUUUACAAAAGUCAAAACCAAGUCAUGCAAACAUCCAUUCCGUUAAGAAACGAGAAGAAGAGAUAAAGAGCGAGAGAAUGCUCCAAACUGAAUCAGCUUUAAAGAAUUCUUUUAUGAUGACAUGGAUGCUUCAAGCAUUCGCUUCAGGUUCCGUUUCAAUGUUAACCACACCAACAAUACAAUAUCUUCAAACUCAACCACCGUCAUAA